AUGAAGACAGAAUCUUUGCUUCUUCCAUUUUUUCUCCUUUCAAUCUUAGCAAAUUCUCUGUUUUGCGAGGCAGCAGAGGCACCAGAAGCACCAGAUUCAGAUUCAGUGCUUGACACUUCUGGAAAACAGCUCCGCACAAGAUUUACCUACUACAUUUUGCCAGUCAGCCACGGGAGUGGAGGUGGACUUGAACUAACCAACACCAACAACACGACAUGUCCACUCGACGUUGUCCAAUCCAGUGAUGAUACCCCCGGCAUUCCUGCAUCAUUUUUCCCGUUUAAUUUGAAUAAAGAUGUUGUUCGAGUCUUUACUGAUUUGAACAUCAUGUUCCCAAACAGGUACACAUCCUGUCCAGAAUCACCUGUUUGGAAACUCGAUCACUACUCUCCUACUGAUCCAUUGGACAGGGAAUACUUCAUCACGACUGGCGGAGUUGUAGGAAAUCCCGCACCUGAGACGCUGAGGAACUGGUUCAAGAUUCAAAAAUUUGGAGAUGGCUACAAGCUCGUGCAUUGUCCAAGUGUGUGCAGUUUUUGUGAUAUUGUCUGUAAAGAUGUCGGAAUUAUUGUUCAAAAUGGAAAGAGACGCUUGGCUCUAACCGACGUUCCAUUGAAUGUUGUGUUUAAGAGGGCAUAA
This is a messenger RNA of Fraxinus pennsylvanica, 639 nucleotides long. The record is from the annotation of a GenBank genome assembly. Lineage: Eukaryota; Viridiplantae; Streptophyta; Magnoliopsida; Lamiales; Oleaceae.